UGCUAGCGUGUAGCGAUAGUGAUCGUAGUGUCUGAUAGUGCACCACACUGGUUACGUGGAAUGCGGCGUUCGGCGCCGGUGAGUGACGGGUAGUGUCGCUCUGCGGCGGCAGCGCGCGAUAGUGUCGUUCGCCGCCCCGCUGCAUGGACUGGCUGCGGCUGCGGCUGGCCAGGCUGGAGCUAGACCAACGCGUGACGCGGGAGCGCGACAGCCUGCGGCGACCGGCGGCGCUCGGUGACGUCAUGCCGGCCGACGGUGACGUCACGGGCGCGGACGGCGGGGCCGCGCCGCCCAGCAGCGACGUGGCGUUCGAGGACGGCCGAGCCCCCCACGAUUCAGGCGGCGCUCGGUCACCCAGUGACGUCACCCCCACGCCGUGUGACGUCACACCGGGCGACAGCGGCGCGUCGUCGUCGUCGGAAGACUGGCAGACGGAGGACGCUGCGACACUCGUGACGCGCUGUCGGCGCCAGCGGCAGGAGCUGCGCGGCCUCAAGCGGCGCCUGGCUCGGCUGGAGCGGGAGAACGCCGCAUUGCGCAUGCGCCGUGACCCCGACCAGCCGGAGCUGGACCCGGCCGCCAUAGUGGAGGACAUCAAACAGGCGGCGGCGGAGACGGCGGCUCAGCUGGAGCCGUCUGGACUAGCCUACCAACCAGAGACCGGGCUCUACUACGACCACGACUCCGGCUACUACUGGGACCCGGGUCGCCAGAUGUACUACGACGGCACCUCGGGCUACUACCUCAGGUAUGACCCGGACAGUGAGUCUUACGUAUACGAGCCGUCUCCGAACGGGGAGCAAGCGGACGCGGACGUGACCUCUAACCUGACCUCCGACGUGACCUCUGACCCGGCCGAGCCGCCGCGCCGUCGCCGCUCCGGGGAGGAGCUGGAGGAGGGCGAGAUUGAGGACGAUGCGGAGGCCGAGGAGGGGACAGGAGCCGCCAGCCGGGCCGUGCUGGAGUACUGGACGGCGGAGAGGAUGCGGCGGGCGCGACCGACGUCCCCGCCAGACUACUCUGCCUACGGGGUCAGUGGCUGGGUCACGGAAACGCCGGUGGAGCCGACGCCGGCCGUGAUCCAGAGCGGGCCGAGGUCGCCGCAGGCCGUCCGCGACCCGCCCUGGCUGAGGAUGAUCGUCACGGAGACGCAGGUGGACGGCCUGCGGGUGGGCUCGCUACACGUGGCCACCAUGGACGGACUGACGGUGGGCCGCGACCCCUCGCAGCAGCUGUACCUGGCCGACACGAGCCUUAGCAAGUUCCACGCCAUUAUCGGCUACCAGGUAGAGAAGAACGACUUCUACAUCCGGGACCUCGGUAGCAGAAACGGCACGUUUGUCGACGGUCGGCGCAUAUCCGUUGCCAAACAGGAAUCCGAGGACACCUCGCUCCCGCACGGCUGCAGACUCCGUCUGGGCUCCACGUGCCUCGUGUGCCACGUGCACGCGGCCAACGACACAUGCCUGGACUGCGAGCCGGGCCACACGCAGGCGCCGCCCGCCCCCCUGCGGCCCGCGCCGGGCAACGGCGACGUCCGGCAGCAGCGCCGCCAGGUGGCCGAUCGCAUCAAGCGGAAGUACGGCCUGCGCGCGGGAGAUGGCGCUGCAGUCGGCGCGUCUCGCGGCUACGCGGACAGGGCAGCGGCGCGGCGCCUGGCGAAAGGCUCCGUCCACUCGGCCGAGAAGACGGAGACUGCCGACGUUACGCGAGCGAUUCCGGCGAAGAACAAGGGCUUCCAGCUGCUGCAGCAGAUGGGCUGGCAAGCGGGCCGCGGGCUGGGAGCCGCCGGCCAGGGCGCCGUCGAGCCAAUCAGCGUCGAGGAACGCGGCGAGAGGCGGGGCCUCGGCUGCCGGGAGCCGGUGCUGCCAUCUGCCGGUCUGGCGGAGAAGCGCAAGACUGAGGUGUGGCAGAAGACGCAAGAGCGCUUCCGCAAGCUAGUGUGACGUCUGUGUGCGUG
Molecule: messenger RNA, 1960 nt
Organism: Pollicipes pollicipes
Lineage: Eukaryota; Metazoa; Arthropoda; Thecostraca; Pollicipedomorpha; Pollicipedidae
Product: angiogenic factor with G patch and FHA domains 1
Exons: 7
Coding region: 144-1946 (600 amino acids)
Molecular function (GO): nucleic acid binding; protein binding
Source: RefSeq, a predicted model, not a curated record